Messenger RNA from Toxotes jaculatrix (banded archerfish), 548 nucleotides. Its product is annotated as histone H2A-like. The coding region runs from base 4 to 390 and encodes 128 amino acids. Gene Ontology annotation, cellular component: nucleosome. The record is from RefSeq and is a predicted model, not a curated record. Lineage: Eukaryota; Metazoa; Chordata; Actinopteri; Toxotidae. Gene Ontology annotation, molecular function: protein heterodimerization activity; structural constituent of chromatin; DNA binding. The transcript has a single exon.
AAAAUGAGCGGACGAGGCAAAACCGGUGGAAAAGCCAGAGCCAAGGCAAAGUCCCGCUCUUCUCGCGCUGGACUCCAGUUCCCAGUGGGUCGUGUCCACAGGCUUCUGCGUAAAGGCAACUAUGCGCAGCGUGUGGGUGCCGGUGCCCCCGUCUACCUGGCUGCUGUGCUGGAGUAUCUGACCGCUGAGAUCCUGGAGUUGGCUGGAAACGCCGCCCGCGACAAUAAGAAGACCCGUAUCAUUCCCCGCCACCUGCAGCUGGCCGUACGCAACGACGAGGAGCUUAACAAGCUGCUUGGUGGAGUGACCAUCGCUCAGGGAGGUGUGCUGCCCAACAUCCAGGCUGUUCUGCUGCCCAAGAAGACUGAGAAGCCCGCCAAGGCCAAGUAAAGCUCUUGCUGUCAACCACAUACACAAAGGCUCUUUUAAGAGCCACACACUUAUUUCUGAUAAAGACACAGCUCCUCAUGUUUCCAGUGUAUCUAUGUAAAAUCAUUAGCUUCAUAAAUUGCAAAAACUGUGUAAAUGUUUUUCAAAUACUGGCAUAA